GAGCUCGAAAUGAGGUCACUAUCUGAGCUCGAGAUGCAGGGCAGAAAGCCGGUGUGCCUGGAAACCUAGACUGGAAGAAGCAGCCUGUCAGACCAGCCCAGGACCCCUUCGGUACCCCUUUCUGUAGUUUGGAAUCAACCAAAAACAGCUCCGAGGACGAGGCUUUACUUCACUGAGACACAGCGUUCAAGAGAGGAUUGUGUAAGAUCAGUCCAACUCCUCUGUGAUUCACUCCGGCAACGCCCUUGUGAGAAUGGGGUGAUUGUGUUCCUUCAUCAUCUAUUUACAUAACCUGGAACAAGCCCAGGGCAGCAGUCCUCCUGAUGUCAGAAGAUUCAGACUCCAAGCCCUACCACUUCCCUGCACUGGAGGAUGAGGAAGGAGCCUCAGGGUGCACAGCGUCCCCCUCCUGCAGCCCAAUGCCAAGAGGGGCCCAGGGAUGCAGCUCCAUGGCUCAGCUGCACCGGAUGGGUGGCUACAGCCAAGGUGGGCCCGACCUUGGCCUCCAAUCCGAGGGCAGCGACAGUAGCGGCCAGGAGCCUUCUGCCUCGCCACGCAGCCACCGCAAGAACACUUGCUCUAGAUUGCGCCCCGAGGAGGACGUGGAGAUGAAGAGCAGCGGGUCCAGUGGAAGCGGAACUGAGUCGCAGAGCAAUGAAAGCCAUGGCAAUGAGAGUCAUGGCAACGAGAGCAACGGCCAUGAGUCAACAGGCAGCUCUAAUGGCAACAGUAAAGACUCGGCACUGCUGGAGUCUUCUGAAAGCAACAAGAGCUCAAACUCGCAUAGUCCGUCUCCUCCCAGCAGCUCGAACGCCUUCAGUCUGCUGAGCUCGGAGCAGGACAACCCCUCAACCAGCGGCUGCAGUAGUCAGGAGUCUGCCAAAGCCAAGACCCAGAAGGAGGUGUUAAAACUUCUGAAAGAGCUGAAGCAUCAUCUCCCUGCUGAGAAGAGACACAAUAAUAAGUCCAGCACGUUGAGCACCUUGAAGUAUGCGCUGCGCUGUGUCAAGCAGGUGGAAGCCAAUGAAGAGUACUACCAGCUGCUGAUGACCAAUGACAGUCAGCCCUCAGGCCUGGAUGUAUCCUCUUAUACGAUUGAGGAGAUAGACAGCAUAACUUCUGAAUACACCCUCAAAAACAAUGACAUUUUUGCUGUGGCGGUGUCCCUCAACACGGGAAGGAUCGUCUACAUCUCUGAUCAGGCCGCCUCCAUCCUAAAUUGCAAGAGAGAUGUUUUCAAGAACACUAAGUUUGUUGAGUUCCUCACGCCGCAGGAUGUCAGCGUGUUCUACAGCUUCACGACGCCGUACCGACUUCCCUCUUGGAGCAUGUGCACUGGAGCAGAGACCUCCCCGUCAGACUGCAUGCAGGAGAGGUCCUUCUUUUGUCGUAUCAGUGGCGGUAAAGGGUGUGAGGGUGAUGUGCAGUACUAUCCGUUCCGCAUGACGCCCUACAGAAUGAAGGUCCAAGACACAGUACAUGCCGAAGACCAGUUCUGCUGCCUCCUGCUGGCCGAGAGAGUUCACUCUGGUUAUGAUGCACCCAGAAUUCCAACAGACAAACGAAUCUUCACCACCACACACACUCCAAGUUGUGUGUUUCAGGAUGUGGAUGAGAGGGCAGUUCCUCUCCUCGGGUACCUUCCCCAGGACCUGAUUGGUACACCAUUCCUCCUACACCUGCAUCCCAAUGACCGACCCAUCAUGCUGGCCAUUCACAGAAAGAUUCUUCAAUAUGCAGGGCAGCCGUUUGACCACUCAUCCAUCCGGUUCUGUGCGCGGAAUGGAGAAUACAUCAUUCUCGACACCAGCUGGUCCAGUUUUGUCAACCCCUGGAGCCGCAAGGUCUCCUUCGUUAUCGGAAGGCACAAAGUGCGGAUGGGUCCAGUGAAUGAGGAUGUUUUCAUGCCCCCGGCCCCCAUGGUUGGGGAGAUGAAAACCCUGGACUCCGACAUUCAGGAGGUUACUGAGCAGAUCCAUCGGCUGCUGCUACAGCCCGUUCACAACAGUGGAUCCAGUGGCUAUGGUAGUCUGACCAGAAAUGACCAUCUUUUGAGCAUGGCCUCCUCUAACGAGAGCCUUCACGAGAGCAGCGGGGGCAAACAACAACUAGAGGAGGACAUGAGCUGCAAAGCCAGACCUCGAACAUUCCAGGAAGUCUGUAAGGGCAUUCAUCUCCAGAAGAGCCAAGAGCAGCAGACAGUCAAAGCAGAAAACAAGAAAAUCAACAGUAUAGAGCCUGUACAGAAGAGCCCACCAGUGGUUCGGCCCAAAGACUUGGCAGCUCCUCUCAACUGGAAGGAGACGGGGCUCAGUGUGGAGAGCAGCAGUAGACGGUCUGUUCAGGAGGAGAUGGCCUUCAGUGAUCAGACUGUCUACUCCUACCAGCAGAUCAGCUGUCUGGACAGUGUUGUCAGGUACUUGGAGAGCUGUAAUGUUCCAGUCACCAUGAAGAGGAAGUGCCAGUCUUCCUCUAACACCACGUCAUCCAACUCGGAUGAUGGCAAACAGAAAGAAUCAAACACCAUGCAGGUGUCUGAAGAACCAGCCUUGUUGAAGGAUCAGUCUGGUCUCUCCGCUUUGGAUGAUCAAGAUAAAAAGUCCAGUGACGCAGCCACAGCGGUAGUGGGCACCGCGCUGCCCCUACCUGUACCUAACAAGCCAGAAAGUGUGAUGUCCAUAACCAGCCAGUGUAGCUACAGUAGCACAAUAGUGCAUGUUGGGGACAAGAAACCUCAGCCGGAAUCAGAGAUCAUUGAAGACAUUCCAGUUACAGGGGACAUAGCAGAGCCCAGCCAGAUCAAUGGGGGUGCUGCUUCUGUAGUUUCACCUCCCAGUCAGGAGAGGGAGUCCUACAAAAAGCUCGGGCUGACCAAGCAGGUUUUGGCAGCUCAUACUCAGAAGGAGGAACAGGUCUUUCUGUGCCGCUUUAAAGAGCUUCGCAGACUCACAGCGCUCAAAGCAAACUGUUCGAAGUACCUGGAGCGCCAGAGAGAGCACACCACCAGUAAUGAUGAACUUACUGCUCCGUCAUGUAAGCAGGUCAGAGCGGGUACAGCGCCCACUACUCGGCGGGGAACGCGAAAUAGGAAAACCAAGUCAAAGCGAGCGAAGCAGGUGGAGUCUUCAGACAGCACAGUGUCCCAAUACAGACAGCAUCACCUGCGGCCUCCUCUCCAAAACCAUGGCCUCAACCCCACCUCUUGGUCUCGCUCUGACAGCUCACAGUCAACAUUUCCCACACCCUACCCUUCCGUCAUGCCGGGCUACCCCAUGCAGGUUUACCCCAGUGCAAGCUCAGUAGCCCCUCACACAGAUGCAAUUCAACAAGGAUUUGUGGUCAACCAGGUCAACCAGGCUCCUCCCUGCCCCUCAACCAUCCCUUCUGCUCCGUACAGCUCACCAAUGAUCACCCCAAUCGUGGCGCUAGUGCUGCCCCAAUAUGUGUACUCUCCAAUGGCUCCUGGGCUACCACCACCUCAGCCAGUGUACCACCCAGUACCUGGUGGCUUCCCACUCCAAACACAACCUUUCUGUCAAGCUGCCUUUCCAGGCCAGGUCCCCUUCACUGGUCUACCUUCCAUCAGUGCUCAGAACCAGCUCAACUCCCAGAACCAAUACACUCCUCAAGCAGGACAUUUUGCCCCAUCGUUCUACUAUCCUCCAUCCUCGGAAACCCAUCAGGCCGCCCUGGAGGGUCAGUCUCGCUCCUCCACACCACAGUCAGGAGUAGGUGGAGGCCCAGCAUCUCCGCCCCUGUUCCAGUCUCGCUGCAGUUCACCGCUCAACCUGCUGGAGCUGGAGCUCUCUGUAGACAGACAGGACAACACAGUCCUGUCUUCUGGAGGACAAGGGAACAACAUGACCGAAAGGGAGAAAGGAGCGGGUGGCAACCAGGACAUGGACAUGGAGCUGAAACAGCCGUCACUCAGUCUCCUUGGUCCACCAGGACCCUUGUAUUACGAGGGCACGCCCAGUGUCUGUGAGCGCUUGUCUUGGGAUAAAGUGUGCUCUAGACUGAGGGCUUGCAACAAAGAGGCAAGUUCACGUGGCGAUGGCAACAACAGCGACUUAAACUCUACAUCCAGUGACAUGUUAGACAUCAUUCUCCAUGAAGACUCCUGCUCAGGCACUGGCUCAGCCACCUCGGGGUCCAUGGGCUCAGGCUCUAACGGCUGUGGAACUUCAGCCAGCGGUACAUCCAACAGUGGAACAUCUAAGAGCAGAACAUCAGGCAGUGGAGCCUCAGCAAGUGGGACCUCUGGCAGUGGAUCAGGAAGCAACAACAGCAGUAAUUACUUUGGCAGUGUGGACUCAUCCCAGAUCAGCCAGAAGGUCAACAGUCACAUGAGCAGCAGCGAUGGACGGCCAUCGGAGAUGGAGCAGAGCGAAAACUUCAUCAAUGACAUCGAGAGAGUGCUCAGAGAGGACAGAGAGAAGCUGAAACUGCUGCAGAAGAGUCAGCCAUGCUUUUCAGAGGAGCAGAAGAAGGAGCUAAUGGCGGUCCACCCAUGGAUAAAGAAGGGAUGUCUGCCAAAAGCAAUAGAUGUCAAGGUGUGCUCCUGUUGUAAAACCUCAGAGGCAGCAGCAGCAGCAACAGCAACAGAUGAGGAUCAGCCAGACCUGGACAUUGCUGAUACAGAUUCAGGGGAUGCUGGCUGUCAGCAAAGGACUAAAGACGAACCUUUAAACCCUGUACUGAUUUCCUGCCACAGUCCAUCCCCUAGCUCUCAGACACAGCUAUCCCAACAGUGAACCGUUCAGGACUCUCAGAGUGACUCUUGUUACCCAUCAGCCUCUUGCUCUGCAAAACUGUGAAGAGGGACCUAAUCUAAAUGAAGCAUCAGCAAGCAGGCCCUUUGGUCUUCUCACACAGUUCUUCAUUACUUCUGUUGUCUUGCCAUUUUUUUCUUGAUGAGUUGUGCCUGUUUCAAAGUAAAGCUUGUUCAGACAGUCGAGACGUGUUCAGAAUGUGAAUAUUCAAAUGACACUAUAGUUUAUUUAAACAUACUCUUAAAUUGCACCAGAGGGAUGUUGUUGUUGAUAGCAUUCCUUUAAUUCUGUGUAGCACUUUUCAUUUUGCAGUACUGCGCUUAAAUGUUCACUGAUGAAGAGAUGCAGAGCCCAAUAAGGGAAACACAUGAAGUGUCCAUACACUGGGCAGGAGGUCAAACAAAUAGGAAUGAGCUGGAGGCUUUCCUCAAUAGUUUCAGGCAUUGAAUAAGGUCACCAGGAGGAACAGGUUUUCACCACCUUACACUGGUGGUAAUCAUAGAGGCGUUUACUUGUAUGCAGCAUUUUGUAGCUAGCCAAAGCUAAGGCUUUGUCUUGUAUGAAAGAUGAUGUGUAAAGUAGCUUAAAUGGGAUUGUUCUGACACAUAUGUUACUGAUCAGACAUGAAGGAGGUGGUGAAAACACUGGUGACAAAGAAGAUCUGGAGCAGCACUAACUAUGAGCUACAUUAACUCAAGCCCAUCAUGCUUUAUUGUCAAAUUAAUUUGUAGCCACUUCUGUCACACCCGUGUGCAGCACUUUUAUUUCAAUAUGAGCUGUGAAACUGUCAACUCUGAGCAUAUAUAUUUUUACAUGCAAUAUUGUUUCCUGUGUGAAGAUAUUUUUGAUUUUAAUUUAUGGAAGAAAACACAGCUUUUACAGGAAGCAGGACCAAGAUUUGUAAUAUUUACUGUAAAUAACAUUUUAAAAAUGGGAGACAUCGAGUACCACCUUGUACUGUAAAAUAUCAGAGCUGUUUAUGGAGGAGGAUAUUGAUGUUUUCCCCAGUGUGAUUGCGUGCCACAUAACACUUGAAAUGGUCUGAUGUUGGUCCUCAUAAACAUAGAAAAGAGGAUGCUGUGGAAGUGAGUGAAGCUCAUUGCUGUUGAGAACAAACAGUGUGGUCACUUCAGAAGUCAGAGUUUAGGGUUAUUGCACGGGUAUAAAGCAGCUCACAGAUGACAGGAGACUGUGUUGACGGCUUUGAAACCUCCGCUGUAAUGUGAGAUGAAACAUUGCAUUUCUCUGCAACUUGAACAUUUCCUGAAUUUGUCAUUGGUCUUUCUGACAUUUUAACAGACACCAAUAAAAAAAUGCACAUUUUGUUCUUUUUUACUUUAA
Messenger RNA from Notolabrus celidotus (New Zealand spotty), 6113 nucleotides. It is a transcript of the gene per2, whose product is annotated as period circadian clock 2. The record is from RefSeq and is a predicted model, not a curated record. Gene Ontology annotation, molecular function: transcription corepressor binding; transcription cis-regulatory region binding. NCBI's taxonomy places the organism in Eukaryota, Metazoa, Chordata, Actinopteri, Labriformes, Labridae. The transcript has 24 exons. Gene Ontology annotation, biological process: negative regulation of transcription by RNA polymerase II; entrainment of circadian clock by photoperiod; circadian regulation of gene expression. The coding region runs from base 324 to 4754 and encodes 1476 amino acids. Gene Ontology annotation, cellular component: cytoplasm; nucleus.